Molecule: messenger RNA, 2572 nt
Organism: Carassius gibelio (silver crucian carp)
Lineage: Eukaryota; Metazoa; Chordata; Actinopteri; Cypriniformes; Cyprinidae
Product: glycine receptor subunit alpha-3-like
Exons: 10
Coding region: 272-1744 (490 amino acids)
Biological process (GO): nervous system process; regulation of membrane potential; chemical synaptic transmission
Cellular component (GO): neuron projection; synapse; plasma membrane
Molecular function (GO): transmitter-gated monoatomic ion channel activity; transmembrane signaling receptor activity; glycine binding
Source: RefSeq, a predicted model, not a curated record
UGUCUGAAUAUGUCAAGAAUCACUUCAGCUGCCGCACGCUUUCAAAUAGCAAUCCAUUGCCGCUACGAAGGAAGAGUUUCACAUAUGCCGUUUAGCUUCAUAAGAUUAUGAGGGAUUCCUUUGCGAUUGCGGUGCGUAGCUUACAGAGCAAAGGGGUAAAGGAGGAACAGUUGGAGCGCUGUCCAGGGUCCUGAAGUCAAGAAGCCAGAGGUGCUGAAGAGAGCAUAGGCAUUCACAGAGGACUGUAUGUCUAUGCCAAACAAGCCUUGAGAUGACUCGGAAAAGCCUGCGUCCUGUGGCUGUCUGGGGAUUCGUUGCGUGGGAAAUAGGAAUUCUGUUGAGUUUGGUAGCUUCAAAAAAACUAGAAAACCCUCAAGGAAGAACAGCAUCCAUGUCGUCACCCUCUGACUUCCUUGACAAGCUCAUGGGAAGAACCUCAGGUUAUGAUGCCAGAAUUAGACCCAACUUUAAAGGUCCGCCUGUGAAUGUAACAUGCAACAUAUUCAUUAACAGUUUUGGCUCCAUUGCAGAGACAACUAUGGAUUACAGAGUGAACAUAUUUCUCCGGCAGAAGUGGAACGACCCUCGGUUAGCUUACAGCGAGUACCCAGAUGACUCUCUGGACCUUGAUCCCUCAAUGUUAGACUCCAUUUGGAAGCCUGAUCUGUUCUUUGCCAAUGAGAAGGGAGCACACUUCCAUGAGGUCACGACUGACAACAAGCUCUUGAGAAUAUUCAAAAAUGGAAAUGUCCUCUAUUCAAUCAGACUGACUCUAACGCUCUCAUGUCCGAUGGAUCUGAAGAAUUUCCCCAUGGAUGUGCAGACGUGCAUAAUGCAGCUGGAAAGUUUUGGCUACACAAUGAAUGACCUGAUCUUUGAGUGGCAAGAAAGGGGACCUGUACAGGUGGCCGAAGGUUUGACGCUUCCACAGUUCAUCCUCAAGGAUGAAUCUGAUCUGAGAAACUGCACCAAGCACUAUAACACAGGCAAGUUCACAUGCAUUGAGGUACGUUUUCACCUGGAAAGACAGAUGGGCUACUACCUGAUCCAGAUGUACAUUCCCAGUCUGCUAAUCGUCAUCCUGUCCUGGGUCUCCUUCUGGAUUAACAUGGAUGCCGCUCCUGCCCGUGUCGCCCUGGGAAUCACCACAGUGCUCACAAUGACAACUCAGAGCUCUGGAUCCAGGACAUCCUUACCUAAGGUGUCUUACGUGAAGGCUAUUGAUAUCUGGAUGGCGGUGUGCUUGUUAUUUGUCUUUUCUGCCCUAUUGGAGUAUGCUGCAGUCAACUUUGUUUCACGGCAACACAAAGAACUCUUACGAUUCCGACGGAAAAGAAAGAAGUCCGGCAAGGUUUGUGAUCAAACAUUUGAUGAGGAGCAUACCCAGUCAUUGCAUCGUAUCAAUGGCCUACGCAGUGCCGAGCCAGUUUACGGAUCAAUGGGCCAACUCAACGAAUACAAUGACAGGGAGGAGGAUGUGCAGGAGAGCCGGUUGAGCAUCACGCCUAAUUCGGGGAAAGACGGAGCCGUGCCCAAAGCUGCUAAUAAUGCAGCCACAACAACCUCUAUCCCAGCCCUUACUGCCAGCAAGAGUCAUGAGGAGAUGAGAAAACUCUUCAUCGACCGAGCCAAGAAGAUUGACACUGUGUCCCGUGCCGGAUUCCCACUGGCCUUCCUGUUUUUCAAUAUUUUCUAUUGGGUUCUUUACAAAAUCCUUCGCCACGAGGACGUGCACAAGCCAUAGAUGGAACAUACAGUGUUGCACCUUGGGAGGUACGGUAGUAACACAGCAAAGCUGCAUCAAUGAACUCUGAUGUUAUUACUUGCGUGCAAUGUUUCCUGCUGAGGAACUAUGCUAAAAUGACUAUGAAAAACUGUGAUGUCAAGGACCGGUGGUUUAUUUCAAAUCUUUUUUCUUUUUUUUUUGUGUUGUACACCCAAAUACGGACACUGCGCUCACUAUGCAAUGGAUAGGCAUCCGUAGGGCCUCUGACACACCUGUCCCGUAACUAUAACAAAUGUGGUCAGCACUUCCACACACCUGUUUAACACAGAAGCACAGUCCGAUACUGACUACAGCCCCUUGUAGUGACAGAUAUGUGUGUCUAGCACUGGUUUUGUCAACUCUGUUAUUUUACAGCUUUACUGCCAAUGUUCUGUGUUGUAUUUUUGAUAUACAGCUAUUGAUAAAUUGCAAGAGUGCAAAAGCAGAAUUGUAUAUUAUACAGAUAUCCAAACACAAACUACUAUUGUUGAUUAUUUUAUAAAGACGUGUUGAAUAGUUUUUAUUAGCAUUUUGGUCAGCGUAAUGUAUACUCAAUCAUUUUACACCAACCUGAUUGAUGACCAGCUCUAGAAACCAGCAUCCAGGCCAAAAUCAUUCUGAGCUUAAAUCUCAAGAAUGACUCUGAACCAGCAACAAACAAUAUUCUGUUUACAGCAAGCCUAUGAACACCUUAAAAUUAACUGCUUCAAGGAAACACAUUUUGAAAACAUUAAUAGGUAGUGUACUGUCAUUAACCAUUAAGAAACUGAAACAAUCCUUCAAGUCCACUUCAAGUUUUUUUUUUUU